Molecule: messenger RNA, 299 nt
Organism: Vanessa tameamea
Lineage: Eukaryota; Metazoa; Arthropoda; Insecta; Lepidoptera; Nymphalidae
Exons: 2
Coding region: 60-299 (79 amino acids)
Biological process (GO): defense response to bacterium
Cellular component (GO): extracellular region
Source: RefSeq, a predicted model, not a curated record
UUCACAAAGGAGGAGAGAAGGACGACAGUUGAACGAGCAAAGAAUAAAUAAUAAUUACGAUGAAGUUUUCAACUAUUUUUGUGAUGUUGAUGGCAGUCCUCGCUCUCUUUGCUGACCAAACUAGUGCAGAUCCUAAAUCCAACAUAAAAUAUUUUAUUAGAAAAGGAGGCCGUGUAAUUAAAAAGGGUUUUGGAUUUCUUGGUGCUGCAGCAACGGCUCAUGAAAUAUACAACGAAAUCCGAAACAGAAAUAAAAAAGUUACUAAUUUGUAUACAACGAAUGAAAAGGACGGAGGAUGA